AUGGUGUCAUGGAAUGUGAAGGGGCUCAAUAAAGAUAGAAAGAGGGGAUUAGUCAGGAAUCUGAUUAAUCAGUGGGUAGCAGAUGUAUACAUUUUGGUAGAAACUAAAUUGGUGGGCAGUGUAAAUAAUAUUAUUCAAAGUAUAUGGGACAAUAGAUGGGUGGGGGAGGUGCAUUUGGAGGUUGUUGGGACUAGUGGAGGAAUACUGAUCUUAUGGGAUAGGAGAGUGUGGGAAGGGCAGAUGGCGGAGUGUGGCAAUCAAUGUAUAACUUGUAAAAUGACGGGACAAAACUCAGAUUUUACUUGGUUUCUAACAGCUGUCUAUGCUGACUGUAAAAAAAUUGAAAGAAGGGAACUAUGGGGGGAGCUUUACUCAAUGAAGGAAAGGUGUGCAGGGCCAUGGGUCGUGGGGGGAGACUUUAAUGUCAUCCGAUACCCUAUUGAGAGAACAAAUUGUCUGAGAAUCAAUGGAGCUAUGGCUGAGUUCUCUGAAUGCAUAGAAGAACUGGAGUUAGUGGAUCCUCCUUUAUUUGGAGGUUCCUUCACAUGGAGAAGAGGUGAAAAUCAUAGAAGUGCUUCCAGAAUUGAUAGAUUCCUCUACUCUUCAACAUGGGAGGAACAAUUCACUCUUAUUAAACAAUCAGUUUUGGCUAAGAUAGGAUCUGAUCAUAAUCCUAUUUUGCUAUCUUGUGGAGAGUUGAAAUUCAAAAAAUCUUACUUUAGAUUUGAGAACUGGUGGAUAGGAGUAGAGGGGUUCAAGGAAAAUGUGAAACUGUGGUGGGGAUCAUUUGUGGUAGACGGGAGGCCUUGCUUUGUUCUGGCUGAAAAGCCGAAAAUGGGCAACUGGAAACAGAGGAAGGAGGAUAUUCUAAAUCAAUUGGCUAAUUGGGAGGCUGUACAAGAACAAAGAAUUCUUACAGAUGAUGAGGCAGUACAAAAAUCAAAUUUAGCUAUGGAGUAUGAGGAAGUAGCAAGAAACGAAGAAAUAGCUUGGAAGCAAAGAUCCAGGAUACAAUGGCUGAAACAGGGAGACAAAAAUACAAAAUACUUUCACAGGAUAGCAACAGCUCACAAAAGGGUUAAUUCCAUUGAUAACCUGACUGUGGGGGAAAUGAGGUGA
Molecule: messenger RNA, 1119 nt
Organism: Lycium ferocissimum
Lineage: Eukaryota; Viridiplantae; Streptophyta; Magnoliopsida; Solanales; Solanaceae
Exons: 2
Coding region: 1-1119 (372 amino acids)
Source: RefSeq, a predicted model, not a curated record